Messenger RNA from Helobdella robusta, 327 nucleotides. RefSeq lists its product as hypothetical. Gene Ontology annotation, biological process: transcription initiation at RNA polymerase II promoter. The record is from RefSeq and is a predicted model, not a curated record. Lineage: Eukaryota; Metazoa; Annelida; Clitellata; Rhynchobdellida; Glossiphoniidae. Gene Ontology annotation, cellular component: nucleus; SAGA complex; transcription factor TFIID complex. The transcript has 4 exons. The coding region runs from base 1 to 327 and encodes 108 amino acids. Gene Ontology annotation, molecular function: promoter-specific chromatin binding; RNA polymerase II general transcription initiation factor activity.
AUGGCAGAAGGAACAGAAUCUAUCACCAACUUUGUUAUGCAGCUCGAUGAAACGCCCACUAUUAUUCCAGAUGUGGUCACCUCAAGUUUCCUCAAUUCAGCAGGAUUUGAAGCUAGCGAUCCCCGAUUAGUCAAGCUAGUGUCAUUGGCCGGUCAAAAGUUUAUAGCAGAAAUAGUUAAUGAUGCCCUUCAACAUUGCAGAGUCAAAUCAUCUGGACAGAACAAGAAGCAAUCCAAAGAUAAAAAAUUGACGCUGACGAUGGAGGACCUGAGCCCAGCCCUGGCAGAUCACGGAAUCCACGCUGUUAAGCCCCCAUAUUGUUUAUAA